CGCCAACCUGCUACACUCGUUCUGAACCGCAUCCGUUUUUCACCUUGCUACCUGUAUCACCUCGCAACGGCUUGGUGCUCUCUCAAACAGCACACUUGGCCCGCCAUCGAGAAACCUUUCUACCAAUAAUUGAUUCCCAGAAACAAUGUACAUCCGACUCCUAUAUCUCCUUCUCCUGGGCGUCGCUAGUAUCACCACACAUGCAAGCCCUACCCCUGCUGUUCUCGACGACGGUCAUGACCUGAACCAAGUCCCGGCCUUCAACGUCACCAACUUUGAGGCAUCAGCCAUGGUCCUCAGUAACCGAAACUUCUACAAAUUCAACGUUACCUUUUAUAAUGAAGCCGUCCCCGUGCACUGCGAAGCAAUGGGCACGACCAUUAACCACCAGUUAACCAGCAUCCCGCAGACGUGGUGUCCAACAGAUCCAGGUGAUGUUGGCAGCGGGUACGGUGGAAACGGGACCGGAACUAAUUGCCAGCAGAGCAACAACACAACCACGGGACCAGGUGUCUCCUUCAAAUGGACUGAGCAGCCGGACGGCAGUGCAGCAUUGUUGAUUGUACGCCGCAUAAACGAUCGGGUGGCGGACACGGCCGUGUACAAAGUCACUCCGGAUUGCAUACCGAUGAUGGGGGAUGAUAUCUUUCGGCAUCAGGUGUAUGAGGGGCCGGAGAACUUUUCGGUGCCGGCUUAUAGGUCUUCUGAGUUGGGUUAACCCCGUGGUGGUUUCAUGGGGAAUAGGUGCUGAGUGCUUGAAGUGGGCAUGUGCGCAACUUGCUUGGGUUGAAUGUUCAUCAUCGUUGGCUAAAUUGUUGUCCAAGGGUAUCGAAUUGUGGAUUUGGGACCUCCUAACUUGUCAUUCCAUUCAUUGAG
Molecule: messenger RNA, 876 nt
Organism: Neurospora crassa OR74A
Lineage: Eukaryota; Fungi; Ascomycota; Sordariomycetes; Sordariales; Sordariaceae
Exons: 2
Coding region: 146-718 (190 amino acids)
Source: RefSeq, a predicted model, not a curated record